Messenger RNA from Loa loa (African eye worm), 156 nucleotides. RefSeq lists its product as hypothetical. The record is from RefSeq and is a predicted model, not a curated record. The transcript has a single exon. The coding region runs from base 1 to 156 and encodes 51 amino acids. Lineage: Eukaryota; Metazoa; Nematoda; Chromadorea; Rhabditida; Onchocercidae.
AUGAUACCAAUGAAAUUUGUACAGUAUCCGAUUAAUCGUGGAUUGAUUAAUAAAGGUCAAGCUGUAAUUUAUGGACGAACAGUUUGGCCUCUAUCAGAUGUGCAUCAUACAUGUCGAUUUGCUUUUGAAGAUGGUAUUGUGAAUAAUAAUAAUUAA